CUUCGAGGUGGAUUGACAUUGCAACGGCCUCUCGACCGCUUGAUGAGCUUCAAGCUCUGGCACUGCUGUAGUUUGUGAGAGAACAUGUUCAGUCAAGCGACAAAGGACAAGCUCUCGCAAUCUGGCUGGACAAGCUGGCUGCCCCAGACCAUCUACACGCAGCUCUUUCUGCUGACGACCCUACUAGAGUCGACCAUCGAUAUAGGCAUAGAGGCAGCCUUGCUCGACACUUUCGAAGGUCUGCACGGUCUCGUGUCAGGCAGCGAUCCCGUCAGCGAGCGAUCAGCUCUGCCGGUCUACUUGAGCAUCUUUGUGCUGGCCCACAUUUUCCAAGUUGCGCUAUCGAUAGAUGCCAUACAGAAUAAGAACACUAUCCAGAUCAUCGGGCUCUGUCUCUUCAAUGCGCUCUUCCUGCUCUACGCUAUCAUACAGAUUCAAGAGAUAAGGCAGGCUUUCACGAGCAUCAACAAGCAACUGAACGUGCUCAUCAACGUCAUACCCAUCGUCAUCUCAGUGACCGAGAUCAUCUUUCUGUCGCUCUCGUGGAAGCUUUACCGCGAAUUCGGCUGGCAAGUCUACAAGCAGAUAGGAGCAGACCGUCGCGUCAAGAAGAUGUUCCUGCAUUACCAAGUCUUCAUCUGCAUCCUCAAAUUCGACUACUUCUUCUUCGUCUGCUUCUCCUUGCAAUUCGUCCUCCUCGUCCUCAACCAAGGCGACAUAGAACGAUGGCUCACUCUCGCAGCUGCGCCACUCACGCUCGCCGUCCUCGUGUCGGCCUAUUAUGCAGUCCGGAAUGAGGUCAGGUGGCUGAUGACGGCUUUCAUCGGCUGGUGUGUCGUUGGUGGAGCCUACUUUACCUUCAAGCUCUAUAGAAUCUAUCAAGGCAAGGCUGGCGCGUAUCACCUCGUCUUCAAAUCCUUGACGGUAUUCUCCGCCUUCUCGCUCGUGUUGCUAUGUGCUACCUUUGCCGUCGCGAUCAUCUGCCUGGGCAACUUUGAUCGCGGAUUGAAGCAGCACAUGACGAGUCGGAAGCCAGUGGCAGACAAGACCGAAUUAGACGGUCGAUUCAAUCAUCUGGGCAGCUCGAUCAGUAUCGGACGUAUGAGCAUCGAUUAG
Messenger RNA from Mixia osmundae IAM 14324, 1116 nucleotides. RefSeq lists its product as uncharacterized. Gene Ontology annotation, cellular component: Golgi apparatus. The record is from RefSeq and is a predicted model, not a curated record. The transcript has 10 exons. Bases 85 to 1116 code for a protein of 343 amino acids. Lineage: Eukaryota; Fungi; Basidiomycota; Mixiomycetes; Mixiales; Mixiaceae.